AUGGCGAAGCCCCCGGCGGGGGCGGCGUCGGCGUCGGAGGAGCUGAGCCAGGUACCGGACGAGGAGCUGCUGCGCUGGAGCAAGGAGGAGCUGGCGCGGCGGCUGCGGCGCGCGGAGGGCGAGAAGGUGGGCCUCAUGUUGGAGCACGGCGGCCUGAUGCGCGACGUGAACCGGAGGCUGCAGCAGCACCUGCUGGAGAUCCGCGGCCUCAAGGACGUGAACCAGAGGCUGCAGGACGACAACCAGGAGCUCCGAGAGCUCUGCUGUUUCCUCGACGACGACCGGCAGAAGGGGCGCAAGCUGGCGCGUGAGUGGCAGCGCUUUGGGCGCCACGCGGCCGGCGCCGUGUGGCACGAGGUGGCCCGCUCGCAGCAGAAGCUGCGGGAACUCGAGGCCCGCCAGGAGGCCCUGCUGCGCGAGAACCUGGAGCUGAAGGAGCUGGUACUGCUGCUGGACGAGGAGCGCACUGCCCUGGCUGCGGCGGGGGGCGCGGGCGGCAGCGGCGCCGGAGGUGCGGGCUCCCGCAGCUCCAUCGACAGCCAGGCCAGCCUGAGCGGGCCACUGGCGGGCGGCGCGGCGGGCGCCGGGGCCCGCGACGUGGGCGACGGCAGCAGCACGUCGAGCGCUGGCAGCGGCGGCAGCCCCGACCACCACCACCACGUCCCACCCGCUCUCCUGUCUUCUGGGCCUCACAAGGCUCCCGACGGCAAGGCUGGAGCCACACGCCGGUCCCUGGACGACCUGUCGGCUCCGCCACACCACCGCAGCAUCCCCAACGGCUUGCACGAUGCCUCGUCCACCUACAUCCGGCAGCUGGAGACCAAGGUGAAGCUGUUGGAGGGUGACAAGCUCCUGCCACAGCAGACGGGCCCUGGAGAGCUGCGCAUGCUGCGGAAGGGCUUUUCUCCCUACCACUCCGAGUCCCAGCUCGCGUCCCUGCCACCCUCCUACCAGGACUCCUUGCAGAAUGGCCCUGCCUGCCCUGUGCCCGAGCUGCCCUCGCCCCCCUCCGCUGGCUACAGCUCUGCGGGACAGAAGCCCGAGGCAGUGGUGCACGCCAUGAAGGUCCUGGAGGUGCAUGAGAACCUGGACCGGCAGCUCCAGCACAGCUGCGAGGAGGACCUGAGCGAGGAGGAGAAAGCCAUCGUCCGGGAGAUGUGCAACGUGGUCUGGAGGAAGCUGGGAGACGCUGCCAGCUCCAAGCCCUCUAUCCGGCAGCACCUGUCUGGAAACCAGUUCAAGGGUCCUUUGUAGGGCCAUUCUUCAC
This is a messenger RNA of Marmota flaviventris (yellow-bellied marmot), 1267 nucleotides long. RefSeq names its product coiled-coil domain containing 85C (gene Ccdc85c). Lineage: Eukaryota; Metazoa; Chordata; Mammalia; Rodentia; Sciuridae. Gene Ontology annotation, cellular component: apical junction complex. The record is from RefSeq and is a predicted model, not a curated record.